This is a messenger RNA of Cuscuta campestris, 2574 nucleotides long. Lineage: Eukaryota; Viridiplantae; Streptophyta; Magnoliopsida; Solanales; Convolvulaceae. The record is from the annotation of a GenBank genome assembly.
CCGAUCCGAUCAUGUUCAAAAAUGGCUUGAUCAUCGAUCUCAUCCUUUUGAUUUGUUCUCUCCGCAAUCGAACAGAUUCCGAUUGGAAAAGUAUAUAUAGUUUCCAUUUGGGAGUAUAUAACUAUAAUUAAUUAAUUCUAGUAUUUGGUUUUCUUUUGGGUUACAAGCUAUAACCCAUAUUUUAAUGUGAUCAAAUCUGUAUUUGGUUUUCGAAGAAGGUAAUAUAAGAAGAUGGAUAUGCAACCGCUUAUCUUUGAUAAUGGAAGUGGAACGACCAAGGUGGGAUUUGGUGGCGAGGAUGUUCCAAGAGCUGUGUUCCCCAGUAUCGUGGGCCAUCCUCGGCACACUGGUGCGAUGGUAGGGAUGAGCGCAAAUGACAGAUAUAUCGGAGAAGAAGCACAACUGAAGCGAGGCAUUUUGAGCAUGAAAUAUCCGAUAGAGAAUGGCAUAAUGAACAACUGGGAAGAUAUGGAGAAGAUAUGGCAUUACUCCUUUUAUGAACAACUUCUUGUUUCUCCUCAGGACCACCCUCUCCUCCUCACCGAAGCCCCUCUUAACCAUAAGGCUAAUAGGGAGAUGAUGACCCAAAUCAUGUUUGAAACUUUCCACGUUCCAGCUAUGUAUACUGUCAUUCCAGCUGUUCUUUCACUCUUUGCGAGUGGUCGUACCACUGGCAUUGUUUUAGAGUCUGGGCAUGGUGUUACUUACCCCGUCCCCAUCUAUGAGGGUUAUGCCCUUCCCCACGCCAUCAUGUGUCUCGAGCUAGGUGGGGCUGACCUAAGUGACGCAAUCGUCAAUCUGAUAUGGAAGGUCAACUACACCUGGCUCAAUUGCCAUUGCCUCAGAGAGGGGAGUACCAUAGUGGACAUGAAAGAAAAGCUCGGCUAUGUAGCUCUUGACUACGACCAGGAGUUAGACACCUCCAAAGCAAACUCUACCAUGGAAAAGAGUAGUACUUAUGAGCUGCCCGACGGGCAGCUCAUCACCAUUGGCACCGAAUGUUUCCGUUGCACGGAGGUCCUUUUUCAGCCCUCGUUUGUAGGAUUGGAGGCUUCCGGAAUCCACGAAAUCACGUACAACUCUAUCAUGAAAUGCGACGUUGAUCUUAGGAAUGAACUUUUUGGGAACAUAGUGCUUGGUGGUGGUUCUACUAUGUUCCCGGGUAUGGCGGAGAGGAUGAGUAAGGAGAUCACAGCAUUGGCCCCAAGUAGCAUGAAGAUCAAAGUGGUGGCGCCACCUGAGAGGAAAUACAGUGCCUGGAUUGGAGGGUCCAUAUUGGCCUCGCUCAGCACUUUUCAGCAGAUGUGGAUUUCACGGGCAGAGUAUGAUGACUGGGGCCCGUCCAUUGUAGGAUUCGCUGGAGAAUCUGAUCCGACCGUUGUGUUCCCCAGCAUUGUGGGCCGUACGCGUCACACGGGAGUGAUGAUGGGGAUGGGCGCAAAAGAUGCAUAUGUUGGAGACGAAGCACAGGCAAAGCGUGGCAUUGUGCGCCUGAAAUACCCUAUAGGGAAUGGCAUAGUGAAUGACUGGGAUGAUAUGGAGAAAAUAUGGCAUCACUCCUUUUACGAAGAGCUUCGCGUUGACCCCGAAGAACACCGUGUUCUCCUCACUGAAUCCCCUUUAAACCCCAUACCUAAUAGGGCCAAGACGGCCCAAACUAUGUUUGAGACUUUCAACGUGCCAGCAAUGUACAUCGCGAGUCACGCUCUUCUUUCACUCUACGCUAAUGGCCUUACCACCGGCGUUGUCGUAGAUUCGGGUCACGGUGUCACCCUCAGUGUCCCCAUUUGGGACAGUUGUGUGCUUACGCACGCCAUCCUGCGCCUUGAUUUGGCGGGAAAGGAGAUAGAGGAGAACUUUGCGCGCAUCCUAUACGACCACUCUUUUAUGUAUGGGAAUCCACAUUGGGCGGCAAUCCUAAAGGACUUGAAAGAGACGAUGACCUAUGUGGCUCUUGACUAUGGGCGGGAGUUGGAGGCUUGUAAAACGAGCCCAAGGGUUGAAAAGAACUAUGAGUUGCCCGAUGGGAGCCUCAUCACCUUAGGCUCAGAGCGGUUUCGGUGCCCGGAGGUCCUUUUCCAGCCUUCGCUGGCCGGUGUGGUGGAUGCCGCAGGGGUUCACAAAACGGCGUACAACUCUAUAAUGAAAUGCCACGUUGAUAUGAGGAACGACCUCUGUGGGAACAUCGUGCUUAGCGGUGGCUCCACCAUGUUCCCGGGGAUUGCCGAUCGGAUGGGCAAGGAAAUUGCGGCAUUGGCUCCUGGUGGCGUGAAGAUCAACGUGGCGGCGCCGCCGAAUAGGAAGUACAGUUCCUGGAUUGGUGGGUCUGUGUUGGCAUCCAUCAACUCUUUCCAGCAGGUUUGCCCUCAUAUGCCCUCCCCAUUAAUGCUUGGAAAAGGUUUGGGGAACCCUGUUUUUGACACCCCCAUUGACAAUGACUGUCUGUGAAGAAGUAGCAUCUUUGGUGUCAAAACAAAUUUGGGAUUCUCCAAACAUUGUCCUUAAUGUCAAGGUUUCAGGAUACUUUACACUUUUAUAAUUGCUUUUAUUUUUGAAUGAAUAAUCUGAGCAGGA